This is a messenger RNA of Eurytemora carolleeae, 1661 nucleotides long. RefSeq lists its product as uncharacterized. Lineage: Eukaryota; Metazoa; Arthropoda; Copepoda; Calanoida; Temoridae. The transcript has 3 exons. Bases 1 to 1017 code for a protein of 338 amino acids. The record is from RefSeq and is a predicted model, not a curated record.
AUGUCUGUGAUAGUAGCUGUAUGUUGUGUUGUUAUCCUAGUAUCCUGUAUAACUAUAUUCCUUAUUUGGAAAAGAAGACAGAAGAAGAAAAGGUUAGAACAUCUUCAAUAUCGUCUCUCCGACUCCGGCAACUUUGAUUAUUAUCCAACCCGGAGACUAAACAAGUACUACUCAGAUACCUCGAUACGGAACCAGAUGGAGGAUUGCGGAGUAUUCUAUACUGGAUCUCUCCACCCUGUCUAUGAGGAGAUCCCUACUCCAGUAGAGGGAGAGUAUCAGCUCCUUAACUCCGAGUACUCAACUCUACCCUUCUCAGAAACAUAUCCGAUCAUACCGGAGAAUAUGAUUAGUUUAAUCCCACGACAAGAAUAUACAACCUUGAAAUCAGGGUUCAGUGGCUCCGGGAGCAAGCCUGGAUUUAACUCCGGGUUCCGGGGUGGUAGUAGAUCGGAAUUUAGCUGCUCCGGCAACAAAUCUUUCACAGUGUUUCAGAGCAAACCUGGGAAACAAAGCAAUGCAAGAACUUGUCAGAAACCCCGGAUUGUUGCAGGUUCCGGCGGAGUUUUUAUACCUAGAGACAGGGUGAGAGGGGGAGGGAUUCGAACCCUGGAUACACGUCUCCAGGCUCCGGGUUCAUGUGAUAGCCUAACAUAUCAAACCCCGCAAACACGGAUCAAUCAAUGUGAUUUUCUGCCCCGAGAGGCCUGGACAGAUUUCGCCGAGUGCUCGGCGGAUUGGAUUGAAGGUGAUCCGCUCCGUGAUUCAGGGUUUAGGUCUGGAGCCUCCAGGACCUCUGGUUCUAGAAUACGAAGCCAGGUUAGAUCCAGGGAUGCAUCUCCUAACCGGAGAAGAAUGCAUUCUCAGGGCCGGGAGAUAUCUCCGGCGUGCAAUAGUUUAGAGUCUAGUGAUGUUACAAUAUCAACCUCCAGUAGUGAAACAUAUCCUAAGUCUGGUUCCAAUGAUCCUGGAGCUUUCUCCGAGGAGAAGUUAGCAAACCUACCUUUACCGGAGCUUUAAACCCAACCUGCAUCCUUAUAUUCUGCUUUGACACUUUACCCAAGAAGAGUGGUUCUAGAACUGUUCUCCAGAUACCAGUUAAACCUUACACCUAGUCCAACCUGAUAUACCUGUGACAGUUGAUGGAAAACUAGUCCAGAGUCAGUGACAAUCCUGCAGGAUUAACCCAAUCCUCUUCAAUAUUUGUGAAUUUAGCCUAAUCCCUUCGGAUUAAUCCAGUAUUCCUUUUUUGGUGUCUUGCUUUUGAAUAAGUUUAAGAUUUCAUUUUAGAAUCAAAAUCUUCAUUUUUUUGUCCUUCAAUCUUUAGGAGAAAACUAGAAACUGCAAGAUUCUAAAUCUUUCAAACAAAGAAUAUAUAUCUGAUUUUAUUCUAUAAAACUCUUAAUCAAACCUUGAUCAAAUCUUUAACUUGAGUUUCAAAACUAGAAAAAGAUAAGCUGAUUUAAAGUUGAAAUUUUUAAUUUUUCCUGUUCUUAAAGGAAGAAAAAAGUGUUGAAGGAAAAAAUGUGGUAAAUUACAACAGUGUAAACUUGUGAGUGUCAAGGAUUGAGAUCAAAUAUUACCGCGUAAUCGUAUAUUUAUAAAACUAUACAUCCGUUAAUUCAUCCAGUUUAAAUAUUUUAGAAUAAACCAUACAACCCUUA